AUGAGCGCGAAUCCCAGAUACGAAGGCUACAACAAUGAGGGUAGCCGUGAAGCCCAGAUUGCACUUUCUGCGCUUGCGCGCACCCUUCACAUGAACCCGCUAAUACUCAGGAUUGCUCUUUCUAAUGCUUUCGAUCUGCUGGAAACCACCGGUGGCAAUCCCACGCUCGCACUGCACAUAAGCUUCAAUCGGCUGAACUACUGUAUCGACAGCAACACACUGGAUAGGAUCAUCGCAACUUUCCGUGAUGCUGUUGCAUUCAUGCUCAGUGACAAAAAGGGUAAGUGGAACACGAAGCGAUGA
Molecule: messenger RNA, 303 nt
Organism: Bipolaris maydis ATCC 48331
Lineage: Eukaryota; Fungi; Ascomycota; Dothideomycetes; Pleosporales; Pleosporaceae
Source: RefSeq, a predicted model, not a curated record